Naegleria lovaniensis is the source of this 4776-nucleotide messenger RNA. RefSeq lists its product as uncharacterized. Gene Ontology annotation, molecular function: oxidoreductase activity; phosphopantetheine binding; acyltransferase activity. The transcript has a single exon. The coding region runs from base 1 to 4776 and encodes 1591 amino acids. Lineage: Eukaryota; Heterolobosea; Eutetramitea; Acrasida; Naegleriidae. The record is from RefSeq and is a predicted model, not a curated record.
AUGGAAGUAUCCAUGAUAAAGACUGAGCUAUAUUCCAAAUUGCGAAAGAUGGGUUUGGAAUAUGGACCUGUAUUCCAACAAUUGGAUAAGAUUUAUGUUGGUAAAGGAGAAGGAGUUUCUGAACUGUCGCUGAAGAAGAAUCUAUCUACCGUAAAUUCUGAUAGUCAUGUGAAGAAGUCUAUUUUGGACAUCAAGAGAGAAAAGUCAGUAUUGGAAGUUGGUAUUUUGGACUCUUGUUUGCAAUCGCUUAUUGCCAUUGCAGAAGAAGACAGCAUUGUUUACAUUCCAGCCUCUAUUGAGACUUGUGUCCUCAAUACUGAUGUUUGUUUGAAUCAAAAGGUUCCAGAUAUGGACAGUAUUUCAGUAUACUGUAAAUUGACCAAUCAAUCUCAAUACGAGCUUGAGGGAGACGUCUUUAUUUAUGGGCAUAAGGCUGGUUAUCCAGAUGUUCCAAUUGCCUCCUUCUUGUGUGUCAAAUGUAGAGCCAUUACCCAACCUUCAUGUCCAACUAUUUUCACACUUUCCUCCAAUGACUGUUUGUACAAUGUUGAAUGGAAUGCCGUGAACAAGGAAGCCCUUGAAAAGAUCUUUACUACGCCUGAUGAAGCUAGCCCUGCCGAAGAAGAAACCCCAAGAUGGGUAGUUGUUUCUGAAAAGCCAUUGAGCGACUCAGAUGACGCGACAAAGUCUGUGUUUGCUUCCUUGGAAGACCUGAACGUCUCCGUUGUGAAUGGAGAACAAGUCAUUUCCAUGUUGCAAGAAAAGCACCAAAUUGAUGGUAUUGUUUUUGUUUCGAAUGUGACAGUAUCUGACCAAGUCGCUCAAGAACCAAACACCUGGUUAUUGAUGAAGAUUAUUAAGGAGCUUGUGAAUAUUGAAUUAGAUGCUGGUGAAUGUAGUACCAAAUUAUGGAUCGUUACUAAGGGAGCUCAACUUUCAUACACAAGCCCAACCACAGCUCAAUUUAUUGGUGUUGGAAGAACCUUCAGAAGUGAACACCCAAAUAUUUUGAGCUUGAUGUUAGAUUUUGAUGAAAAAUUGAACUUGAAUGACUCCUCUGUGGUUACUUUGUGUGGAAAAUUGCUCAGAAACGCAAGCUCAUUGGAUUUCAAUGAAUUGGCCAUGUCAUCAGAUGGUACACUUAAAUACUUGAAGGUCGUCAAACCAACUCAAGUUACGAAACCUAAUGCUCCAGUGACCUUAAAAUCUAAUUCCAUUGGUUCAGUAAGUGAAUUGACAUUCCAAGAGGUUGAGGAAUUUGUUCCACUCGAAGCUGAUGAAGUUCGAAUUCAAGUUAAGGCAUCCGCAUUGAGUUUUAAGGAUUUAAUGUUCGCACUGGGUAGAAUUCCAGAUAAGGCCUUUAGAAGAGGAGGUAAAUGGAAUCCUCCAUUCGGAUUGGAAUGUUCUGGUGUCGUUGUCGAAGUUGGUUCACAAGUUGCCUUGAAUGGCCAAUUCUCAAUUGGUGAUGACGUUGUGUGCAUUGCUAGAAAGUGUUUCUCGUCCUAUGUGAAUGUCAAGGUUCAACUGGUUGCCAAAAAACCAUCAUGGAUGACUUAUGAGCAAGCUUCAACCAUUCCUUCAGCAUUUUUAACUUCAUGGUACAGUUUGGUUCAUGUGGCUCGUUUGAAGAAGGGUGAAACUUGUUUGAUUCACUCAGCAGCUGGUGCUGUUGGUUUGUCUGCGGUUCAAAUUGCUAAUCAUGUGGGUGCAGUAACAAUUGGUACUGUUGGACGUGGUGAAAAGAGAACAUUUUUAGAGACGGAUGCAACUUAUAAGGUGACCUAUACGACAGAUUCUCGAUCGACUCAAUUCCGUGAUGAUGUCAUGAAAUUCACCAAUGGAAAGGGUUGUGAUGUUAUUUUGAACUCGUUGGCAGGAACUGACAUGUUGUCAGCAAACUUUGAAUCUUUGGGACCAUACGGUAGAUUUGUUGAAAUUGGUAUUAGAGACAUUUAUGAUGGAACUUGUGUGAAUUUGCAACAAAUGCAUAGAAACUUGAGCUAUUCCUCUGUAGACUUGGAUCGAAUGAUGGAUGAAAAACCAGAGCUCGUUCAACAAAUGUUCAAAGAAAUCAUGGAUCUCAUGGAACAAAAACGUCUCUUCCCACUUCCUCUCGUUGUCUAUGACAAGGAGAAGUUGCAUGACGCCUUCAACUUUAUGGCUCAUGCCAAGCAUAUUGGUAAAAUUGUGUUGAACAUGACCAAUGAAGAUCUCUCAACUGCCGUUCCAAGAUAUCAAAAAUUGAAAGAAGAAAUGAAAGGUUUGACCUUCUCUGAUGAUAAGACACAUCUCGUUGUCGGUGGUUCACGUGGUGUUGGUUUGUCUCUUGUCUUGUGGCUCUUGGAACAAAAGCAAGUGAAGAAUUUGGUCAUUUUAUCAAGAAGUGGAAAAUUGACGGAUGGUGCCUCUAAGGAUCGUAUUGAGGAAUUAUUAAGACAAGAUAAUUCGAUUAGUCUUUCUGUGUUGGCCUGUGACGUUUCAAACAAGCAACAAGUUCAACAAGUUGUGACUCGAAUUCGAUCCGAAUUGAACUUACCUCCUUUGGAAUCUGUAUUCCAUCUUGCCACCGUUUAUGAAGAUGCAUCCAUUAACAACAUGACUGAAGAAAAAUUCAAUUCUGUCAUUAAUGCUAAGGCAGUUUCUGCUUGGAAUGUUCAUGAAGCCACACUUUCUGAAUCUUCUACCUUGAAAUACUUUGUCAUGUUCUCUAGUUUCGUGGCUAUUAACGGUAACAUGGAACAAUCCAACUAUGCUGCUGCCAACUGUGUCUUGGAUGCUCUUGCUCACUACAGAAAAUCAAUUUUGAAUUUACCUGCAUUGAGUGUGAACUUUGGAGCAAUUGACGAUGGUUUUGUUUCUCGUAAAUACUCGACAAAGGUAAUUUUGAGAUCGAGAGGUUUCAUUUCAAUGCCAAUUCCAUUAUUGGUCAAGUGUUUGGAAAAGGCAUUGAUCGAACAAGAGCAGGACACUACCACAAGUGCACAAAAGAUUAUCAGUUGUAUUGAUUGGAAAGAUCACUCGGAUAACUUUAAGCAUUUGAAACAAAUGUUUGGUGAAUUGUUCGUUGAAAGUACCACUAAUAAUGCUGCUCUUGAUGCUGCCACUAGUCAAUUAUCGGUCGAUCAAAUGAUUGGUACUCAAUUGGCAAAGAUUUUAGGAGUUCCUUUAGAAACCAUAGAAAUUACUGAACCACUGAGACAAUACGGUAUGGAUUCAUUGAUGGCCACUCAACUCAAGAACUGGCUUGAUAAGACUUAUCCUCGUGGUUCCAUCACUACCAUUGACAUUUUGAAGAAGGACACGACUGUGAAAUCUCUUGCUGCCAAGAUUAGUGAAAAGAUGACUGACUCCUCCAAUUCCAAGAAGGAUACAACAAAGAAGAGUGAAACAGUGGUCAAGAAGCCAAGUACCUCCACGGCUGCCUCUGCUGGUGCUCAAGAUAAGGUGGUUGUUCCAUCUCAAGUUGUCACGACCAUUUCCACGAACAAACCUGCAACUCUCUCCUCACCAGCCAUCUCAACCAGCGUUUCACAAAAGACUCUCUCACCACCUUCUCAACAACAACAGCAACACGUGAAUGAAAUAUUGUCGAAGACUUUACCAAAGACUGGACCUGUGAAGGACUUUAUUACUCACGCACGAAAGGCCAAUAUGAAAAAUGCUUCCAAUUCAUUCAUUCUUGGUAUGGGAACUGCUAAUCCACCAAGCAAAUCACAAGAAGAGCUCUUCCAAGGUAUCAUGAAAGAUUACAAUACUGCCGAUGAAAAGAUUAGAGAAAGAAUUUACAAUCUCUUUAAGGGAUGUGAAAUUAAGGAAAGAUGUGUCGCUUUCGAUUUCACUAAAUAUUCUACCAAUGAUUUGAAGACCAUUGAAAGUCGAAACGAAUUAUUCCAUCAAAUUGCUCCUGAAUUGGCCUAUCAAGCUGCCAGUAAGGCUCUCGAAGAAUGGAAAGGAGAUGCCAAAGAAAUUACUCAUCUCAUUACUUGUACUUCCACAGGUAUUGCUGUACCAAAUAUUCACUUGAAAUUUAUGGAUCGAUUGGGACUUUCUCGUUCUGUGGAAUAUUUCCCAAUUAACAUGUCUGGUUGUGCUGCUGGUUUAAUUACAUUGAAGACUGCUCGUGCCCUCAACGCUCUCAAUCCAACCAAGAAUAGAGUGUUGAUUAUUUGUAUUGAAUUGUCCUCUGUCCACUUUAGAAUUUCAAAUAAUACUGAUGAAAAGAUUGUCUCGGCUAUUUUCGGUGACGGUGUUGCUGCUAUGGUCGUUGGUGCUCAACCCAAUGCCUCAAAGGGAGAGAAACCAAUUUUCGAAUUAUUUGAAACUCAUUCCUACACAACUCCAAAUACUGAAGAAUGCAUGACUUGGAGAGUUUUCAAUGAUGGUUUCCAUUUGAGCUUGUCACCAGAAGUUCCACAAAUUAUCAACAAUUCUUUGAAGGAAUAUGUCAAUACACUCCUUAGAAAAUCACAACACAAGGAUGAGAUUGUAUUGAAGCAAAAUUGUAACGUAUUGGCUCAUCCUGGUGGUAAGGCCAUCUUGUAUGCUGUUGAGAAGGCUCUUGAAAUGAGUCGAGACGAAUUGGAGGCCUCGUGGGAAAUUAUGAGCAAGUAUGGUAAUAUGAGCUCUGUCACUAUCUUGUUUGUCAUGGAAUACUAUAGAAGAACUCAACAAUAUCUUAACAAUGAAUGGUCUUUGGCUGUUGCAUUCGGCCCAGGAGUUGCAACUGAGUCCAUUAUUUUGAGAAACACUUGCGGAGGUGCUUCCACUUUGCCUUAA